AUGACGGAUUCGCUCUUGAUGGGAGCCUUUGCCGACGAGGAGCCGUACUACCCAGGUAGAUUCAGCGAUGAACGUGCUGAGGCGCACAAGGCCGCUACCGUGCCUCCUGCGCCGGCAGCACCGGCAGAGCCGACGCCACCACCGGAAGAGGCAAGAAUGGACCAGGACUCCAAGCAUGCGACAGCCGAGAACACCACGCUCAUUCUGCGCAAUGUCCCGAACAAUUAUAGCCGCGAGAUGUUCCUGGCCAUGCUGGACGAGCACGGCUUUGCGGGUCGCUACGACUUCGUCUACCUGCCCCGCGACUUCCAGCGCAAGGCCAACCUCGGCUACGCCUUCGUGAACCUGGUGGAUGGCGCGGCCGCGGACGCCUUGUGGCGGACCUUCGAUGGCUUCUCGGGCUGGGCCCUGCCCACGGCCAAGGUUUGCCAAAUGAGCUGGAGCGGCCUGCACCAGGGCUUCAAGGCGCAUGUGGAGCGCUACAGGAACAGUGCCGUGAUGCACAAGAAGGUCCCUGACGAGUACAAGCCUGUCAUCUUCGCGAACGGGGUUCGUAAGAACUUCCCACGACCAUCCAAGAAGGUCAAAGCUCACCCGCUACUGUACAGCCUGGACCGCAGCCUCUUCGAGGCCUUGGCCCGCUCGGCUGCGGCUAGCAAAGGAUUUUGGUUCUUGUGCAACAGGUCUUGCUGGCAAACUCUUGGCGAAGACAUCUUCAAGAUAGUGGAUCAGGACCUGGAGUCGUCAAGUACGGCCAUCAACGUUUGUCUAGCCCCCGUUGCCAUGUCCUGCCUGUCAUCUACCCCUACUUUGCUGGCUGUCCCCGAGUUGAAGCACGCAGACCGCCACAGUGAUGUGGAAAGCACCGUGGCGGGUGAGCACAGCGACAUUGAAACUGUCGAGGAUUCUUGCCCUUCCGAAGUCCCAUCGCCGCGCUCCAGUGGUACGGCUGACGUGUGCGAAGACGAGGAGGGCCCGUGCAACGUGGUUGUGAGGAGCACGUUCAUCGAUGUGGAUGAUGGCCGAAGCCUGAUGCAGCGCUACAGGCAGCUGCGCCGAGCAAUGACGGAUUCGCUCUUGACGGGAGCCGUUGCAGACGAGGAGCCGUACUAUCCAGGUAGAUUCAGCGAUGAGCGUGCUGAGGCGCAGGAGGCUGUUAGUGCACCUUCUGUUCCGGCAGCACCGGCAGAGCCAGCACCUCAGCCGGCAGCAGGGACGGGCCGGGACGCCAAGCAUGCAGGUGCCGAGCGCACCACCCUCAUGCUGCGGAAUGUGCCCAACAAUUAUAGCCGCGAGAUGUUCCUGGCCAUGCUGGACGAGCACGGUUUUGCCGGUCGCUACGACUUCGUCUACCUGCCCUGCGACUUCUACCGUCAGGCAAACCUCGGCUACGCCUUCGUGAACUUGGUGGAUGGCGUGGCCGUGGACGCCUUGUGGCGGACCUUCGAUGGCUUCUCGGGCUGGGCCCUGCCCACGGCCAAGGUUUGCCAAGUGAGCUGGAGUGGCCCUCACCAGGGCUUCAAGGAAGAAGCCCUGCGACAUGCUUCCGCGGCCAUUACGCGUCUUGGGUUGGAGGCUUCCCGCCAGGCUACUGCUACGUGGAAGCAGGCCUUUCAACAGUGGAAUCUUCGGGCCGUCAAGGCGGCCAAGAUUGUUUUGCGCCCUGCUCCUGCUGCGCUCCCUUCUACCGGUGAGGACCUUCGUGCUGAUUGGCUGCAUACCUUCAGGCCCGAGGCCCCCGCUGCGUCUCCUGACUUUGCAGCUGCAUGGCGUGGUUUGGCCGACGAGGCACGGCUCACUUCUGCUGUUUCCCUGCCUUUUGCUGUGUCUUACCAGGACUUCGUGUCCGCCGUGGCUCGGUCCAGCGGUGCGCCCGGUUUGGACGGUUGGACCGCUCGUGAAGUCAAGUGGUUGCUUGCGCACUACCCUCAACUCAUUCGUGAGCUUUACGAGAUCUUAUGUGUUGCCGUGGUGAGCCCUGAGUCCACAUCUCGGGAUGCUGAGGCUUGGAGCUGUUUCUUUUCUUGGCGCCUUGUUGGUGUGCCCAAGCGUGACGCUGACGCAGUGCGUCCUGUUGCCGUCGGUUCCGUCCUGUUACGUGCGUGGCAGCGCUCCCUGUUGGGCAUGUUUCCUGACCUGCCUCAUGGUCAAUGGGGCGGCCGGCCUCAUGUUGGAGUCAUUCAUGCCGUGCUAGACUGGUGGUCUCAUCCGAUCUCAUCCGGGUGCUGCGUCCGUGGCACACUCUUUUGGCCCGUGACUGCCCCGGCAUUGCUGCAUGGGCUUAUGUCGAUGACAGAUCCUUGCGGUGUACUCUCGGCCCUGCAAGGCUGCAAGCUGCCCUUGACGUUACUGCCCGUUGUGACCAAGCUUUGGGUCUGGUUGAGAACCUCCGGAAGCGCCAACUUUGGCAAGCUGCCGAGUCUGUUGAGCACCUUGGUUUACGCCUCUCGCCUGCGAACCUUGAGCCCCCUCACCUGCGUGCUGGAUGGG
Symbiodinium necroappetens is the source of this 2490-nucleotide messenger RNA. Lineage: Eukaryota; Dinophyceae; Suessiales; Symbiodiniaceae. The record is from the annotation of a GenBank genome assembly.